Molecule: messenger RNA, 996 nt
Organism: Penicillium verrucosum
Lineage: Eukaryota; Fungi; Ascomycota; Eurotiomycetes; Eurotiales; Aspergillaceae
Product: MBL fold metallo-hydrolase
Exons: 3
Coding region: 1-996 (331 amino acids)
Source: RefSeq, a predicted model, not a curated record
AUGAGUCCCAGAAAAGCGGCCAGCCCGACGCCCGAGCCUGCCAAACCCGGCUCGACAUGUUUCACAGCUAGCAGGCUCAAUGGCACCACGUUCCAGAUCGUCGAGGACGACAAGUUCCUCGAGAUGCCUAUAAUAUACGCCAAGGUGUACCGAUCUGUCUUUGUGCUGAUGGACACUGGGUGCGGUGGGGCGGCGCGUGAUCCCAGCGUCGAGCUCAGGUCGCUGCGUAGUUUCCUCGAGACAGUUCCCGUGAAAGAGAAUGGCGAAGCUCCUCUCAACUCUGGUAGAGAGAGAGAGUAUCUUGUUAUUUGCACACAUUGCCACUUUGAUCAUAUUAGUGGCAUCGAGCAGUUUGUCGAGACGGACGGCAGUACCAUCUGGGCCAGCGACUAUGACAAAGACUAUCUCAGCCCAACCCGACUACCAAGCACGUCCCUCUGUGACAAACUCAAUAUCAAAACACCGGAAUACACAGUCACCAAUUGGUGCAGCGACGGCCAGCAGGUAACUGACAGCAUUGGGCAUGAUCUUGGCCUGACGGUGUACCAUACACCCGGCCACACGCCCGACGAAGUUGCCAUAUGGGACUCACACGAGAGAAUACUAUUCGUCGGCGACUCUAUAUAUCAACACGCGCCCAUCUUUUUAUUUGAGACACAGAGCGUCAUCAGGUACAGCGAGUCGAUCGGCAAAAUGAGGCAGCUCAUCAGACGAUUCAAUGCCGAGACAGAACAACGCGCAAAGAUAUCAUGUAGUCACAUCACCCCCAGCAUAGACGCGGCCAACUUCCUGGCCGAGGUAGACGCAUUCCUAUAUAAAGUCGUGACCGGGCAGGUUGAGCGUAAGGGCUCGUUGGACAUGUCCGGGCAUCCACGGGACAGCUACUCGAGAAAGGACGGGAGUCUUGAGUUUCAGGGGUGUAGAGAGUAUUUUGAAGAGUUUACGGCGAGCAAGAAGGCUAUGAAUUCCAUUCGGAAGCGCCAAAUCGUGGAAUAG